CUGCUGGGGCGUCCUCUGGACUCUGGAACGGCCAGGCUCCUGUGUUUACGAUAUCUGCACAGUCUGCUGUUGGCUGUGCUCUCUGUGGAGCUUUGUUUCUGGCUCUUCUCAGACAAAGGUCUUGUUCUCUGCUGUACAUCUCAUCUCCAGGGUUCAGUUUCAGCUUCCACGGCAGAAUCGCUAAUAUUCUCCAGCGAGCAGGCUCCCAAGGGCAGAGAUGAGGAACCCAGGAGUCGACCAGCUCGGCUCCGUGUCGCAGGGCUUCCGCGUGAUGUUUUACAUGCUACAGCCCAACGAGACGUCAUUUCAGAGCCUAGAAGAGGUGCCCGAUUACGUAAAGCAGGCGACUCCGUUUUUCAUUUCCUUGAUACUGCUGGAGCUGGUUGUCAGCUGGAUUCGUCGAGGGAAGCCCCCAGGCCGCCUAGAUGAUGCUUUGACAUCCAUGUCAGCAGGUGUUCUGUCACGACUUCCGGGAUUGUUUUUUAGGAGUAUCGAAGUGACCAGUUAUGUUUAUGUCUGGGAGAACUACAGGCUCUGCAGUUUGCCUUGGGAUUCUCCAUGGACUUGGUAUUUGACCUUCGUAGGAGUUGACUUUGGCUACUACUGGUUCCAUCGCAUGGCCCACGAGGUGAAUAUCAUGUGGGCUGGACACCAAGCGCAUCACAGUUCCGAAGACUACAACCUAUCCACUGCACUGAGACAAUCCGUCUUACAGAUAUACACUUCUUGGAUUUUCUACUGUCCCCUGGCUCUCUUCAUCCCACCUUCAGUCUACGCGGUCCAUCUGCAAUUCAAUCUCCUCUACCAGUUUUGGAUCCACACAGAAGUCAUUGAUAACCUAGGCCCCUUGGAACUUAUUCUUAAUACUCCCAGCCACCAUAGAGUUCACCAUGGUAGGAAUCGUUAUUGUAUAGACAAAAAUUUUGCGGGCACUCUUAUUAUUUGGGACAGAAUGUUUGGGACAUUUGAAGCAGAGAAUGAAAAAGUUGCUUAUGGCCUAACACAUCCUAUCAAUACAUUUGAACCAUUCAAAGUCCAGUUCCACCACUUGUUGUACAUGUGGACAACCUUCUGGAACACACCUGGAUUCUUCAAUAAAUUCUCCGUCAUAUUUAAAGGGCCAGGAUGGAGUCCGGGUAAACCAAGACUUGGGUUGAAUGAAGAAAUCCCACAGGUUACAGGCAAAGAAGUUCCCUUCCGCUCAUCUGCAUCGCAGUUAUUAAAGCUGUACACAGUGCUGCAGUUUGCUUUGAUGUUAGCCUUUUAUGAAGAUACCUUCGCAGAUACCAUGGUGCUGUCACAGCUGACACUCCUUCUGAGGGUCGGAUUCAUCAUGCUCACCUUGACUUCCAUUGGCUUUCUUCUGGAUCAAAGACCCAAGGCUGCAAGUGUGGAGAUGCUCCGUUGCCUGGUGUUCCUCAUGCUGUACAGACUUGGUCACCUGAAGCUGAUGGUCCCUUCUUUGUCAUUCACUCUGGAGAUUUUCUUCUCUGUCUGCGUUGCUUUCUGGGGUGGAAGAAGCAUAAAGCAACUUGUCUCUGGCCCUUGGAAAUGAUCUGAGCGUGAGCCACGUGUCUCGUCUGAGUGUGUCUUUCCUGACAAUUUAGGUUCCUGCAUGUAGAAAAAUGAUUGCCUGGUACGAUGCCAAUACGAACUGCUUGUUUAUUGUGUCUUGCUUUACAAUGAUUGCUUUUCAUUAAAAU
Molecule: messenger RNA, 1703 nt
Organism: Ochotona princeps (American pika)
Lineage: Eukaryota; Metazoa; Chordata; Mammalia; Lagomorpha; Ochotonidae
Gene: AGMO
Product: alkylglycerol monooxygenase
Exons: 13
Coding region: 218-1555 (445 amino acids)
Biological process (GO): lipid biosynthetic process
Cellular component (GO): endoplasmic reticulum
Molecular function (GO): oxidoreductase activity; iron ion binding
Source: RefSeq, a predicted model, not a curated record